Molecule: messenger RNA, 495 nt
Organism: Haemonchus placei
Lineage: Eukaryota; Metazoa; Nematoda; Chromadorea; Rhabditida; Trichostrongylidae
Source: the annotation of a GenBank genome assembly
AUGCUAAUGCAUUAUCUCAUCUCAUUUCCACUUUUACAGGCCCUUCUAGCGGACGGACAUGAUCCAGCGACGUAUUUGUUUCGCGUGAACGAGCCUGUAGUACCAUCAGACACAAACGCGAAACAGAUGUCGCCUUCAGCCACACCAAUGGACACUGACGGCGAAGGCACUUUGCAUAUUUCUGAGAAUGGCAAUGCUGAGGGUGAUAGUCACGAGACUUCGGCCCAGAUGGAAACCGAUGCAGCACCUACGACGAAAGACAAUGAUAAGAAAGUCAAUGAAUUGAAUGAUAGCAAAGAGCUGAUCAUAGAUGACCAGAAUACGGGUGCCGCAGCGACCAACGACGAGGAGAUGCUUGAGGACCCGCUCGUCGACGUACCGGCUGAAACAACGCCGGCUCCUGCUAAAUCAGCUGAUAACAAAAUUACAGCACAACCAUCUGUUAAGACUCCUGUGCAGGCUCCUGCUAACGAUGACAAGGAGAAGGACGUGGCG